Molecule: messenger RNA, 3314 nt
Organism: Vespa velutina
Lineage: Eukaryota; Metazoa; Arthropoda; Insecta; Hymenoptera; Vespidae
Product: histone H1-like
Exons: 1
Coding region: 284-1222 (312 amino acids)
Biological process (GO): nucleosome assembly; chromosome condensation; negative regulation of DNA recombination
Cellular component (GO): nucleus; nucleosome
Molecular function (GO): structural constituent of chromatin; nucleosomal DNA binding; double-stranded DNA binding
Source: RefSeq, a predicted model, not a curated record
AUUUCAGUAGCCAUAAUACUCACUCAGCGGCAACAGGUAAUCGUGAUCGUAUCAUAAAAUAAUUUGUAUCGAUUUGUAAAUUGGUGUCUAUUGAUCGAAUUGUGAUUUAUUUCAUUGCAUUAAUUACUUGUAAAAGUUCAUCGAAUUAAAAAUAAGUGGAAGUUCUUUUGUCUUUCAUUUACGGGACUCUAUAAAUUUAAGAAGAUAUCUACUCAAUGAUAAAGAUUUAUCUACGGCAUCUUAAAUAGCAUAAACAUAACCUCGUACUUAUUAAUAGAUAAAAAUGAAUUUCGAUAAAGGACAUAUACGGCAUUGCAUGCUUUUUUGUUUUAAUCAAAAAAAGACUGUUGAGGAAGCAAAACGAAUCAUCUCGUCAACUUACGGAGAAAACGUUGUAUCCACCAAUAUUUGUAAGGCGUGGUUUAAAAGGUUUAAAAGUGGCGAAUUAGAUGUUAAUGAGAAACCACGUUUAAAAAUAUCGAAAAAAUUUAAGAAAAAUGAAUUCCGAAAAGUUUUUGAUAUAAAUCCACCUGAAAAAUUGGAAAAAUUUGCAAAUGAAUUUAGAGAUGAAAAUAAGUCAAUCGUUUCUCCAUGGUUAAAGCCAAUAGGUUUUGUGGUUCCAACAACGAAUAUUCAAAGGUCGAAAUCUAAUCAUCCUUCAAUUUCUAAAAUGAUUACUACUGCCAUUGAAGAAUUGAAAGAUCGUAAAGGCUCAUCGCUUCAAGCCAUUAAAAAAUAUAUUACAGCAAACUAUGAAGUUAAUGAUGAAAAAUUAAUACCUUUUAUAAAGAAAUAUUUAAAGACUGCAGUUUCUACUGGCACAAUUAUACAAACUACAGGAAAGGGAGACUUAGGAUAUUUUAAACUUUCAAUCAUGAAAAGCAGAGAUCCAAAGACGAAGAUACAUCCCGUUAUUAAGAAAAAGAAGACUGCCAAUAAAUCUAGCAAAAAAAGGAUAAUUGUAACUCCUAAGAUAGCAGUAGGUACUAACAAGAAAUCUAAAGUACUGACUAAGAAAGCUGAGUCUACUAAGAAACUUACAGAUCAAAAGAAGCCUAAAAUUCGUAUUUCUACAGCCGGUGCUGUUGCGGCUGCUGGUGUUACUAAAACAAAGAUUACAAAAAAAGCACCACAGCAAAAAAUAAAAAUUAAAAAGAUUAAGAUUAUCAAAAUACCAAUUAUCAGAAUGAAAGCUCCCAAAUCAAAGAGAACAAAGAAAUAAUCAUUUUUAAAAAGAUAUAUAAAUCAAUAACACAUAUACAUGAUAGCAAUAGCUGUUACUACAUGUACUGUACAAAAUUUUGUAAAUAAGUUAAAUGGAGGAAAAAAAAUAUAGAGCAUACUCAAUUACAAUUAAUACAACAAGAGACUGAUAGUAAUAAGUAAAAACAUAAGAAGUUUAGAUUAUAAAUAAUGUGCUUUUAUGUAAAUAGCCAUUCAUAAUUUGCCAAUGUCGAGGAAGUACAAAAAUGGUAAUUUCAUUGUCUUAAAAGAUAUACCAUUAUUUAGAAAUAUGAUGAAACAAUUAUGUGAGAAGUGACGGAAGCUUAUUGAAAGUGAUAACAGAUACAUAUUUUUUAUUAAAAUGAAUACAUAUUCUUUUAUACUGUUAAUUAAAUAAAUAUACAUAUUGAAAAAUUUGAUGUAAACUUUUGGAAGCACCUAAUAUUUCUAGGAUAAUAAAUCGAUAAUGUUAUAAAUGUUAAUCUAUAAAUUGCGAAAGAAUAUUUUAUAUGAUUAUAUUCGCGUUACGACAUAAAUAUUAUUUGUAUUAUUCUAAAGAUAAAAAAUCUAUUUCUACUACAAACAAAAAAAAAAAGAAAAAAACAACGAAAAGUCCAAGUAAAUAUAUUUUAUAUACAGGAAAGCGUCGAGAACUGUGCGCAUGUAAGGUAAUCAAUCGCGUUGCAGGAUCAUUUGACGAACAUUAUUUAAAACCGUAAUCCUGAUCUUCUAACCGCAAGUCUAGAGUCUGUACUAAGACAUAGACAUUAGAUUGGCAAAAGUAUAGAUCGAAUUAUUACGUGCGUUGUACGUGGACGGUAGUCGCGAAAAAAAAAUCUAUAGACAAAAUAACUAUAAUUAUCGAAAUUACGUUUAACAAAUUUAAAGGGGGGGGGGGAGAAAAAAGGAAAAAAAGAGAAAGAUAAAGAGGACGUAGACAGACGCAUAUAUGUAGAACAAGGAAUAUCUCGAGUGCAAGACAUUCUGGUUAAAUCUGAUUUUCUCUAUAUAUGGUUGAACAGAAAGUUUUCUACCCGCAAAUGUUCUGUUUGUGGAUAAAGAAGAAGAAGAAGAAGAAGAAAAGAAGAAGGGAUGAUUAUGGGGAAAGGGAAAUAAUGGACGCAACACAUACCACCUGCAUUCCUGACACGACCAAGGUGCCUCUCGGUUGCGUCCAUUUUUAUCUUUCCUGCAUACCGUUUCUCUUCAACCGAAAAAUUCGUUUCAACGCAUACAUAGAUAUACAUGUACAUAUUUGAAAACUUACUCAACUAUAUUGAUCGUAGAUACAAAAAAAAAAAAAGAACAAUAUUAUAUACACACACACACACAUGUACAGAUACAUAUAUACAUAAAUAGGACAGAACAUAUAGAAAAUGCCAUGUUUUAACGUAAAUAAAUAAUUCAAUGACUUUAAACUGAUCACCGCUGCGACGUAACAGUGAAUUCAUUGAGCGACGAAAUAUAAGAAAGUUCGAGCUCAUUGAAAAUACAAAACGGAUAGGCAGAUACGCGUGCCACUCCUAAUAGAACGUACUACAACGAUAUUGCAUCGAUAAGACGACCGGUUUAUUCAAACGAUGAGUUUGAUUAUCAUUAUUGUAGUCCGUGAACUUCGACACUUUAAAGAAUAAAAGAAAGAAAAAAAAAAUUUCUCAAUAAAAAUAUAUGUAUAAUAAAUUAAGCGUAUAUAUGGUAUAACAUACGUGUAUGUCCUAUAUUGGUAAGGACGUGCAUUUUAUUAUUUGAAUUUCUUAAUGAAAAUUUUAUAGACAUUUUUGCAAAAUUUUAUGAUUAUUUUUAAAAUUGCUUAUGAUGAACGUUAAAGAGAUAAAUAAGAAGAAUCAGUAUCAAAACAAUCAUAUCGUCAUCUUUCUAUUCGUAGAGCGUAUCGUAUCUAUUUAUCCUUCAAAGACGGUUAUAUAUGUAUUUCUUUUUUUUUUCUUUUUUUGAGAGAGAGAGAGAGAGAAAAGAAAACGGCAGGUUUGUGAACAUAGGUGAAAAAGGAACGCUUUUGUCGAGAGAAGGAGAACGAAGCCGGUUCGUGUCGUUGCUCACUCGGGAAGCUGUUUCUCGCGUGGACACGUAAA